This is a messenger RNA of Phalaenopsis equestris, 586 nucleotides long. Its product is annotated as LOB domain-containing protein 6-like. The record is from RefSeq and is a predicted model, not a curated record. Lineage: Eukaryota; Viridiplantae; Streptophyta; Magnoliopsida; Asparagales; Orchidaceae.
CUCGUUUUAAAAUUGGGAGUGUAGGCGCAUGGCGCCCCCUUCUCUAUUUCUACAAGAUCAUCCAAGAGACGAGAGAGAGACGAAAGUGAGAAGGAUUUCAUUGAUCCUCCUUUAAUCAGUCUUCAUAGUGCUUUAUGAGAUGAAGACAAUCGGUCUCUCAGCGAUGGAGGACGGGCAAUCGUCAAUCCAAUCGCCCCCUUCCUCUGGAUUAUCAUCAUCAUCAUCAAUGGCUGCGGGAUGGGGAUCACUCCACAGCAACCCGUGCGCAGGAUGCAAGUUUCUUCGCCGAAAAUGUCGGCCAGAUUGCAUCUUCGCUCCCUAUUUCCUCCCCGAAGAACAGCAGAUGUUUGUUCUAGUUCACCGCGUCUUCGGCGCCAGCAAUCUGGCCAAGAUCUUGAUCGAUCUACAUCCCAGACAGCGGCAAGAUGCAGUAAUUUCACUUGUGUAUGAGGCCAGAAUGUAUUUCAUCGAUCCCAUCUAUGGCUGUGUUAGAAAAAUCUCUGCGCUCCAGCAAGAACUGAAGCAGAUCCAGUGUGAGCUAUCGUAUGCUCUUGCCGAGUUAUCUCGAUGGGAAUCGGCGAUCGCG